CCAGCUGUAACUUCGCAAGGGGGAGAGCUGCCUUUGAACGUUGUAAGAAGCUGAACCGCUACUGUUUAAUAGAUUAAGAGAACCGAAAACAUUUCGCGACUGGUCGUCUGGAACCCGCUGAUCCGCCGUGUUGAUGUUUCUCGGUCUGCCGAUGUCAUGCCGCUUUCAAUAAAACGAGAAUUCAGGAACCGACGCAUUGUGGUGGAGCCUGAUCGAGUCGCAGGAGCUAGCACUGUAUGAUCUGCAAUUGCCUGGACGGUGUGUCCCAGCGUAGCAAGCCGACAUGGCCAACGCAAUGGGAAUCGAGCUGGACGAUGACAUUAUCGUGGAUGAAGAUGCCCUCAACGCGUUUGUGAACUUUCCACCCGAAGUUCAGGCUGCCAUAGAACAAGUAUUUCCCAGUACAGACCCGCUGGACAGCCCCAACUUCAAUCCCGUGGACUAUAUCAACACAUUGUUUCCUACAGAACAGUCGCUUGCCAAUGUUGACGAGGUCAUAGCACGAAUGAAGACAAAGAUCAGACGUUUGGAUGACCAGAUCAGGACAGUCGUCCGUGGCCAGAGCAACCUUGGGUCGGAUGGACGGGCAUCCUUGGAAGAGGCACAGCGCUCCAUUCACCAGCUGUUUCUUUGCAUCCGUGACAUCAAGGAGAAAGCCGAGAAGUCCGAACACAUGGUGAAGGAGAUCACACGAGACAUCAAGCAGUUGGACAAUGCUAAGCGGCACCUGACAGCCUCUAUAACGACGCUGAACCAUCUGCACAUGCUUGUGGAGGGGGUUGACGGGCUCAAGAAGCUCAGCCGCAAGCGCCAAUAUGGAGAAGUGGCCAACCUCCUUCAAGGUGUGGUCAACGUGCUGGACCACUUUCAACCAUACAUGGCCAUUCCUCAGAUACGCAAGCUGGCUGAUGAGCUUGCCACCAUUCAGUCUGACCUUGCACAGCAAAUAACGGCCGACUUUCAUGAUGCAUUCACUGGACCAAAUGCCAAGCACUCGGCUCCCACACAGCAGCUUGCCGAGGCCUGCCUUGUGGUCUCCAUUCUGGACAAGAAAGUCAAGCAGGAACUGUUGAAGUGGUUCGUGUCGCUUCAGCUGGCCGAGUACACGCACCUCUUCCAGGCAAACCAAGAUGUAGCCUGGCUAGAUCGUGUGGAUAGGCGCUACGCCUGGCUCAAGAACCAUCUCGUCAAGUUCGAGAGCAAGUUUGGCCAACUGUUUCCCGCAGACUGGGAAGUGAGCGAACGCAUUGCGGUCGAGUUUUGCCACAUCACCAGGCGUGAGCUGACCCAGCUGAUGAGCAGCCGUGUGCAGGACAUGGAGGUGCGUCUGCUGCUCAGUGCCAUCCAGAAGACGACAGCCUUUGAGGCGCUCCUGGGCCGACGCUUCACGGGAGUCACGCUCGAGCGUACCAACGUUGUGUCCCCAACACCUGUGCCGCCGCUGCCCCGUGCACAGCCCUCACAGGCUCAGAAGAGCACCAACCCUUUUGAGGAAGGCGGCGAGGAGAACAACCCAUUUGCUGAGGACAUGGAAAAGGAAGACAAGGCAGCUUCUUCGGCAGGUGCAGGGGAGCCCUUGCCUAGCAAUUCGACGCCACAGCUGUCUCCACCUCAGGUAUCGUUGGUCAAUGUCAACCCAUUUCAAGGUCUCGUCUCGAGUUGCUUCGAGCGCCACUUGGACAUCUACGUGGAAUCCCAGGACAGGACCCUGAAGCAGCUGCUGGACCAGUUUGUAGAAGCAGCGCAGCGAGCGCCGCUGCCGCAGCCCGACGUGGAGACAGCCGGGGUGUUGCCCAGCUGUGCCGACCUCUUUGUGUACUACAAGAAGUGCCUUGUCCAGUGCAGCCAGCUCAGCCGCGGGGCGCCCUUACUAGCCCUGGCACGCGUGUUCGGCAAGCACCUGGCCGACUAUGCGGGCCGCGUGCUCCAGGGCUCCCUGCCCAAGACUGGCAGCAGUAGCAGCAGUGGAGUGACGGCAGCUGGCUUAAUCCAGAACUUCCAGAGCCUACUGAAGGAAGGGGAGAGUCCACGGCUGACGCCCCCUGAGCUGUGUCGCAUCUGUGGAAUUCUCAGCACGGCCGAGUACUGCCUCGAGACAACCCAGCAGCUUGAAGGAAAGCUGAAGGAGAAAAUAGAGCCAAGCUUAGCGUCGAAGGUCGACCUGACCGCAGAGCAGGACAUGUUCAAUGGGGUCAUCAACAACUGCAUUCAGUUGCUGGUUCAUGACUUGGAAGCAGCCUGUGAGCCAGCCUUGUCAACAAUCACCAAGACCAACUGGUCCCUGGUGAAGGCUGUGGGUGACCAGAGUGGCUACGUGACUGCCAUCACCGCCCACUUGCGCCAAACCCUGCCUCUCAUACGGGACAACCUGGCCAACUCGCGGCGAUACUUCACCCAGUUCUGCGUGCACUUUGUUAGUUCCUUCAUUCCGAGGCUAAUCAGCCAGCUGUUCAAGUGCAAACCCAUGAGUCCUAUUGGUGCGGAGCAGCUCUUGUUAGACACUCACAGCCUCAAGAUGGUGCUCUUGGACCUUCCACUGUUGGAAUCGCAAGUGGCCAGGAAAGCUCCGGCAAGCUACACCAAGAUCGUGGUGAAGGGUAUGACCAAGGCAGAGAUGCUGCUCAAGAUGGUGCUGGCACCCCACGAGCCGGCCGAGAGCUUUGUGGAGCACUACACCAAACAGCUUCCUGACUCCGACGCCCAGGAGUUCCAAAAAGUCCUGGACAUGAAGGGUCUUAAACGGAGUGAGCAAAACGUGCUGACAGAAGUGUUCCGUACGCGGAUCCCCACGGCAGCUUCAUCCUCAGCCGCUGCAUCAGAAGGAGGCACAGCAGCUCAGCUGCUGUCGGCACUUGCCAUAGUGACGACAACCACGCCGGAACACGAGUCAAGCCGCAUCCGACGGUUCGAGAAACUAAUCAAGAAAAGGCUUUAACAUGUCCCAAUCAAAGACGUUACCGGCGAAGGACUUUCUUUUUUUGUAUUGUGAUUUUCAGGGAAUGGAAAUGGUAUGGAGCUGCAAUUUUUUUUUCUUAUUCUCGAAGCCACUUCUUCGGGGAACCUUCCAGAUCCUGGUGUAGUAUUACUUUGCUGUACAUAUGUAAUAUGAUGACAGUUAUAAAAGUGUGACUUUGGA
This is a messenger RNA of Dermacentor albipictus, 3136 nucleotides long. It is a transcript of the gene Vps53, whose product is annotated as vacuolar protein sorting 53. NCBI's taxonomy places the organism in Eukaryota, Metazoa, Arthropoda, Arachnida, Ixodida, Ixodidae. Gene Ontology annotation, cellular component: GARP complex. The record is from RefSeq and is a predicted model, not a curated record. Gene Ontology annotation, biological process: retrograde transport, endosome to Golgi.